ACACAUUUUCUUCUUGAUAUUUAGAUUUUCUUUGUAACGUGGGAUCUUUAGUAAACACUUCCGACGUACAGACCGAUCCAUCUUUUACUGUAGGAAUAUAUGGACAAUCGUGUUCAUUAUUUAAUUCAGAAGACGUAUUUUCUAGCAAUACUAUCUCGUUUAAAUCAUCAUCACCCGUUAGUUUAUCCAUAAUUGACUGAAGAUGGAUUCCUUUUGAAAAACAAGCACACAAGCGUCACCUAUACACAGUACAAAAAUCGAAGCAACUAAAUAAAUAAUGUAGAAAUUAAUUUGGAAAUUAAACGUUGGAAUACCGCGAGGCACGAGAUGAUAACGGUAAUACAAAUAAAAAGGGCGGAAAGGAAAGAACCGUGUAUUUACCCAAGUAGGUAUGGUUAACGUAUAAAAUUAUAGAACUGUAAAAUAGAGUGUAUAUGUCAAAUAUAUAAAUACAACAUAAUAUAUGGAUAAAAAAUUCGAAUUCUUGAAAGAUCACAACAAGUUGAACAAUCACCUGAUGGAGUCAAUUUUGUAGAGAACUAUGCAUAUCGCGAUAUAUCGAAUAUCAUCGUAAUGUUGAACAAUUUGUAAAGUACUUUGGAAAGUGUCAUAAAAUACGAUCAUAAAAUGAAUAUUUAGUUGUAAUAAUGAGGCGUGGAAUAUGGGUAUUUCGAUGAACAGCAUAAAUAUCAAUUGAAAUUGGGAAAGAAAAAUUAAUAAGUGAAUUUUGACGUUUGAACGGAAAUUGUACACAUAUGUUUCCGCCGUAACAUUUGCGGAAUGGUACAUGCGCAGUUUGUACGGCCUGAAUAUGUCGGCUGGGUGAAGUAUGCUAAAUGUUAUCAUGAUCAAAAGUAUUUCCUUUGGUUAAGUGUCUCGGUAUUAAGUUGUUGCGAAAAUUGUUGCAAUUUUUCAAAGCUGGAUCACAAAGGUACAAUUCAUAUGAUUGCUACAAGAAUUUGAAUGUACAAUAUUGUUCGUUCGGAAAUUAAGUAGUAGAAGAGGCCUUAUGUCAAGACGGUUCGGUAUCGAGAGAACCGACGACGUAUGCCAAUAUGAAGAAACUUUUUUCAAAAAUAGACAACACAUCGAAAGAACCAAACAGUUAUUUAGGAAAAGUCUUUGUGGUAGGACGUUACACGGUAACUGUCGAGGAUGUUUUAGCGGAAGGAGGAUUUGCUAUUGUAUUUCUGGUUAAAUCUUCGAGUGGACGUUACGCUCUUAAGCGUAUGUAUGUUAACAAUGAACAAGAUCUCAAUGUUUGCAAGAGAGAGAUACAAAUUGCUAGUAAUUUAAAUGGUCAUAAAAACAUCAUAGGAUAUGUGGAUAGCAGUAUAACUCACAUAGGUGGCGGAGUACAUGAACUUUUGCUGUUAAUGCCUUAUUGCAAGUCUCAAGUUCUGCAAAUGAUGAAUAACAGGUUACAAACGGGUUUUACCGAGUCCGAAGUUUUACAAAUAUUCUGUGAUGUUUGUGAAGCAGUCUCUAGAUUACAUCAUUGUCAAACUCCAAUAAUACAUAGAGAUCUGAAGGUGGAAAAUAUAUUGUAUUCUGAUGGUGGUCAUUACGUUUUAUGCGACUUUGGUUCGGCAACAGCGAAAGUUCUUAACCCCAGUGUCCAGGGUGCCACUGUGGUUGAAGAAGAGAUUAAGAAGUAUACAACUCUUAGUUAUAGAGCACCAGAAAUGGUUGAUAUGUACUCUGGAAAAUCAAUUACAACCAAAGCAGACAUAUGGGCGUUGGGAUGUUUGUUGUAUAAACUGUGUUUCUUUGCAUUGCCAUUUGGAGAAAGUAUGCUUGCUAUACAGUCAGGAAAUUUCACUAUACCUGACAAUUCUCGAUAUAGUAGAAGCCUUCAUUGUCUGAUUCGUUAUAUGCUUGAGCCGGAUCCUGAUAGCCGCCCUGACAUUUAUCAAGUUUCUGUGAUUGCUUUUCAAAUCCAGGGCAAGGAAUGCCCUGUACAGAAUUUACACAAAGUAUCGGCUCCGGUAUUGGAAUCGUUACCCUGUCCAUGCAUGGAAUCUGAGAAUGUAAAAAGAUCGUCGCUUGUGAAAACUCCAAAACCGUCUCCCGUAACUACCGUUGAAGGUACUUCGGUUACUCCACGGCAACGUCCAAAGGGACAGGUCGUGUCGAGAGACACUUCGGAGAAAGGGCAAUAUUACUUUGACUCAAAAACUGUAAGCAACGUAGACGAAGAAAAUUUAGAAGCACUUUUUCCACCAUCGGGAUAUCCAGAUCCGUUCAAAGACGAUAAUCGAACUAUGCCCCCACCUGCGAAGAUACCUCCUCCCGUAGCUCCGAAGCCUGUCAAAGCGCUUUCGAAAGCAGUAUCAUCCAAUAUUUCUACUACCACUAGUUGUCCGCCUUCCAAGUUUUCACCUGUUACCACGUUGGCGUCAAAGUUGAGCAUUCCGGUGGGAGCCGGUAUAGUGACUGCUACACAACCACCUAUAUCGAAACCAGUGAAUAAGAUGGAAAGUUUGAGUCAAAAUAUAAGCUUGAGUAGUUCUCCACCUGACAGCCCAACAACAUUAUCUUCCGUACGCCACAGGAGAAAUGUUAGUGACACAAGUGCUUUCAACAAAGCAUUUGCAAACGAAACAACGCAGUUUUUGGCACCAUACGAAGCGUCGGUAAAGUCACGUUCGGAGGACGAUACAUCUCCGGAAGUUGUAACCGAUAUAAGGCCUUGUUUAGGAACUAGUGCUUCGCAUGUACGUAUUGGUGAACUUUCGAGUAUAAUAACCACAGAGGGAAGAUCGUUGAGCGCCGAUGUUGCAGCCUGGAAUCCUUUUGAAGAUGUACAGCCAUUCGAUCAAUUAACGGCGGAAGAUCACAUUUUCGGUGCAGAGUUUGAUAAAAUUCGAAGAGGCAGUAAUACAAGUAUCAGUGGAGUUAAGAGUCGCGAAAGCCUCGUUAUGACGUGUACCGAACUACCGGAUGACCCAUUCGAGUCCGCACCUUUCAGUCUGCCAAGAGGAAAGAAGAACAAGAUUGGAUCAAAGACUGUCGCUCUUGCUGGAGGCAUAUCUAUAAAUGGUAGAUCAAGAAUACCCUCUAAUCAAUGGAAUUCGAGAAUCGAGUGCGUUAAAGCCGACGAGAGAACAACCCUCUUGAUAAACAACGGUCCUACCUCUUCAUUGUUUGUUCAAGCACCUAUGGAAGAUAGAUCCAAGUAUGAAAAGUUGACUUUUAGCGUCGAUGAUUUAUCCAGUGAUAGCGACAAAGAUGUAACGCAGCAACAACAAGUCAAACAAAAAAGAAGGAGAGUUAAGAAUGUAUUACGCAGGAAGAUGAAAAUGCCGCAAAGUACGAACAAUUCGAUCGAACAAAACGACCAACUAAAUUACUCAAUAGAUUCGAUUCGUGUCAAUGCCAAUGACAAUAUCAACAUAAAUGGUUUGCACAACAACCCAGUUGGGAAUAGCGCUAACGUGGACGUUAACGUGGAUCGAAAGGGUAAGGGAAGAACGGGAAAGAGAAGGGAGGAAAAGGAGGAGAACGAAGACGAAGAAGAUAGCAGGGAAGAGGAAGAGGAUGAGGAAGAGAAGAUGGAGGAGAACGAGGAGAAACAGGAAGAGGCGGACAAGCAGGAGGACGAUGGAGAGGCGGUGGGGGUGCUGAUGGGCCCGGAGAGAGGGAAAGAAGUAGACAACGAUCAGGAGAAGAGAAAGGAGGAGACUGAGCUGCUGGCGGUUCGUGCGGAUGUGGAUGCGAAGAAGCUGGAGCUUGAGCUCGAGGUCGAGGCGGAACUGGAGGAACGAGGCAAUGACAAUGACGAUAGUGCAGCUAACAACAACUACUAUUCAAUGGCUCGCGAUGUAUACGAACCAGCCGCCGGCACGCUACGCGAGAUGCAUUGCAAGAGAAACAUGUCUAAGAAAGAACUUGUAGGGCAUUUAUCGAGACGAAUCCACGUGGACCCGAUUGUUGGACAUCAAUACGGAGAGAAGCCUCUGUUGUUGGACGAUGAACUUGAUACAGAAUCAACAUCGAAACGAUCGUACGGCGAUCCAUUCGUCGAUCAACAGUACGAUUCGAGACCCGUGUCUUCCGAUGACGACAGCUCGACGAACGAAACCAAGAAGACGAUGCUUUCAAAGGAUAGAUUGAUCAAAAUGAAGAAAGACGUAUUUUCUUUAGCUCCGUUUCGGAAGUCUAGCAGUUUAAAAAAGAACGAUAGUGGCGAAGAGAAUGAGACGAUGAACAUCAGCAGUGAUAACUUGAUCGACACUAUGGUAGCUAUCGAAAACAAGUCGUUACCCGAAUACAAUUCGUUUCGGCAGGUGUACAAAGAAACUUGCAUAGAAAAGCAACGACCUUUACCGUUUCGAGUAACGAUGAAUAUCGAUGGAAUCGUUGGAGAAGGCGAAGAGAAAAGGUCUAAGGAAGGAACAGAAAAAAAUGAAAGGAGAAAGCAACAAGAAAAGGAGCUGGAUGAAGAGAAAGAGAAAGAGAAAGGAAAAGAGAAAGAGAAGGAGAAGGAGAAGGAGAAAGAAAGCAAAGAAAAAGAUUUGUUCGGCUCUUCGCCGUUUAGUCCGUGCGAUUUUGUGAAUCCUUUUAUGCAUCGAGCAGUUUCGAAUUAUGCUGUAGGGAACGAAUCGGAUGUGUUGAUUAGAAAAUUGGGGAUCAGAAAUUUAUUGUACGAUAACCACAAUCGCAUAUCUUCUUGCCCGAAUCAAUUGGAGACAGUUUCAUACGUCCACCCUCCGGAAGAAGCUGUUUCGGUGAUAAGAAAUUCAAAUUUUUCUGCCGCGACGGACGAUUACGAUCAUUCGAAAGAUCUUUUCGGGUCUAUUCCGUUCGACGAAUUUGCGUCCCUUCGAACUGACCAACAACAACAGCAGUCGGAACUGCAAACGCAGCAGCAGCAGCAGCAGCAACAACAACAACCGCAGAGAGCAUACUCUCAGCAGUUACCUUCCAAGCUGACAAGUUUUGUCGAAGGUACUUUAAACAUAAUACGAUCCGACAAGGCAAUAACGUCAAACGUUUCUCGAUCAGCAUCUGCUUCGUUGGAUCCGUCGUACGCCAUUCAGCCCGUCCAACGCUCUUCCCGAAUUAACGUUCCUCUCGCAAACAGUGUAUCGAGACUCGAUAGUGCGCAGGAUAUCAUGGUUUCACCCAUGUCGCCCGAACCGUUGGUUGUCGCAGAGGACGCGCCGAAACACAAAAAGGAUAAGUUUAAAUCGGAAAAAUCAAAAUAUCAGCUGAUCGACGAAAAUCAUGGAGACGUCGUGAAUGUUCUACCAGCGAGUUUGUUAUCGUACAAGGGUAAGUCUGCGUGUCACAAAAAGACCGCAAAGACAAAGAAAUGUUCCGUUGUCGUUACCGCUGGGUUCAACAAUCUCAGCUUCGAAGAUUUUCCGAGCGAUGAAAACGAAGAGAAGCGAAUCGGAACUCCACAGAGAAUCACGCCUUUCGAAGUAGUUCGAGAACCGGAGAAACGAUUUGGAUCGUUAAAAAGGCGAAGCAAUCCAUUCACUUGAGGCACGAAGAUGUCCAUCGGGAAAAAGUUACCACGAGGAAAUUUCUCAGACGAACGUGUAUCGAAAAGUGAUAUGUUUUAAACGUACAAAUGCAUCGAUUCUAGAAGACGUAGCAAAGUGAAGGAACUUGAGAGGAGGAAUCCAAUUGUUCUGUUUUCUAUUUUCUGUUUGCCGGUCAUAAUUUUCACAAUUUUUGCAAUUUUAAAACAUCUCCGAUAGAAAGCUUUCCAUUGGUACACACAUUUAUAGCGACAAAGGGAUCUGGCGAUUUACAUUUGUUUUCGUAGCUGCGGAUUUUCAUUCGUUUGUAAGUAUUUGUAACUUUGUAAAUUUCUACUGCCACAAUCCAUCCUGUGCUAUUAGAGAGAACGAAAACAAACAAGAAAGUAUAAUGAUAAGUACGCCGCGUAAUUUCAGUUUGUUGCUUGUGAAUUACAGGUGCAAGAGUAAAAGAUUUGUUUGCCUAAACACUUGUUACACGAUAUCGUAGAACGGUAAGAAUAUCCUGUGCGCGUUUCUUGAAACCGUAACAACGCGGUAUACGAGUUCAGAGAUAGUUUCCGCAAUCUGGCAGAAACUAAGCCGAUUCAUGGUUUCUUUUCAACAGCAGAAAUACAAAUGUUUCUGUUUUGGAAAUUUCCCGUUGCAGAAACUUGAAACUUGAAACUUUCGCGGCCCGAUGUCGUGUAGUUUUCAUUGUUGAAACCUCCAGAUGUACAAGCGAUGGCGUAAUUUUCAUCUAUAAGAAACUGUUGAUUUAUACAAUUAUUUUGUGCAAUUGACCUGUAAAGAAAAAUACAAGAGGAAAAAGAGGAAUAAGAGGAAUAAGAGAAAAUGAGACAAUGUGGCAAGUGUAUCCUCGUAUACGGGAACGUGUGUGCGUGUCGGUGUGCGUCGGUGUGUGUACGUGUUUGUACGUGCGUGUUUUCUCAAGUAAUUAAUAAACGUAAACCACGUGUGCGUGAAUGUACGCAAGCGGUACUCGAUAGUAUACGAUACGUACAUAUCUACUUAUUCGACGUGUACAUAUAGUAGCUAAUAUAUGCGUAAUUUUAGGUGCCUUUCUUCGUCGAGUAGUAUUUCAAGCUUAAACUCUGUCCUAUCGCGUAGCACAAGUACGUUGAAAUACUGCUGUUGUAGGAUAAACAGAGUCAAUUCUAUUUCACGCUAUAGUUAUCGGAGUAAUGAUUCUAUUCGAGUUUCAGUUCCUACGCUUAGAUACGUGUGAGUGCGUGUGCGUGUGCGUGUGCGUGUGCGUGUGCGUUGUGUAAAGUACGCGACAAACGUGUCAAUGUUGCGGAAUAUGCGUUUAAAUAGAUGGUACAGAGAAAAGAGAAAAGAGAAAAGAGAAAAGAGAAAAGGAGAAUGGGAAUAGUCGGAAGCUCCAAUUUGAAAUCAGCCUGGCAACGAUCGGCUGACGCGUUGUCAAGAUUUGUACAUUUGUUAGCUCAGUAUUGUUAGGGUAAAAGUUUGGUGCUCUGGGUAGGUUUAGAAAAAAGGUACGUUACGCAAUGAUAUGCUGGGACAAUAGUAUAGUAACAAUUAUACAAUACAUUCCUUAUUGUUCGCACGUUAAUACAUGUUAUGUACAUGUUUAUGCGUACGUGUACGUGUACGUGUACGUGUACGUGUACGUGUACGUGUAUGUUAUGUAUAUGUAUGCGCACGCUACAAUAAUAUGCGGAUACGCUGAUACGCUGAUACGCUGGUACGCUGAUACGCUGAUACGCUGAUACGUUAAUAUAGGUGUAAUUUAAACAAUGCAAACAGGCUAGUUUUUUUCCAACCCUUCACAUUACAAUGGGUCUCUUGUCAACUUGGCGUCACAGUUUCGAACGCGGAGCGUGUGCCGAGACUCGAUCGCGACAGUGUCGAGAGAGGAUUGUUCGACAAUGUCAUGGAAGAAAAUGCAACAGAUAGAAACGAGUGAUUCUACGGGACAGGAUAUUUCGAGGAAUCGUGACAACGAGUAGCGUUGAUCCAGUUGAUGGAGCGUAACAAGGGAAGAGCAAGAAAGAAAGUAUAUCGAAUUGGUACAGAUGAAAAUGGAAAACAACCAGUCGAA
Messenger RNA from Nomia melanderi (Alkali bee), 7557 nucleotides. NCBI's taxonomy places the organism in Eukaryota, Metazoa, Arthropoda, Insecta, Hymenoptera, Halictidae. The record is from RefSeq and is a predicted model, not a curated record.